AUGGGGACACAGAGUGGUUGUUUGACCUACUGUGAUCCUAACAUAGAAGAUCUUAAAGAUGAGUUUACAAAAUUAAUUGUGAAGAGAGAUGCGUUGCAGAGGUUGGUCAAUGAGGCCGAAAGGGAAGGGGAAGUGAUCAACUAUGAUGUUUUGAUUUGGCUAAGCACGGUGGACGUGACGAUCGGCAAAGUCUCGCGUUUUGAAGAUGAAGUCAACAGGAGAAGACGAUGCUUGUAUUGGCUGAGUUUGAGUAGGCAAGCGCAGAAGAUUAAACAACAUGUUGUUCAUCUCCUUGAAGAAGGAAAAUUCGAAAAUGUAGCCCAUCCAGCAGCUCCACAGACGAUACGGCCAACAUUAACAGCAGGCGUUAGAGGCCCUAAAUCCAGAAUAACAGUCAUGAAUCAUGUCUUGGAGGCUUUGAAGAAUGAAAACAUAAGAAUGGUUGGGAUUUGCGGGAUGGUCGGUGUGGGUAAAACCCUAAUGGCGGAAGAAAUCAUUAAAAUAGUUCAAGGAAAGCUGUUUGAUGCGGUUGUGAUGAUAGGUGUGUCCCCAAACCCAAACAUUAGUAAAAUACAAGCUGAAAUUGCAGAUACAAUUGACCUAGAAACUGAAAAGGGAAGAGAACGAAUCCUAUGUGAAAGGAUCCUCAUCGUAUUAGAUGAUGUAUGGUCAGUACAUGAUUUUGAGGCAAUAGGACUUCCGCUUGGACAUUCACAUAAAGGUUGCAAAGUUUUGGUGACGUCAUCGAAUUUGGAUGUGUGCUAUGAGAUAGGGAGUCAAAAGAACUUUACACUCCCGCUGUUAACUACAGAAGAAGCAUGGGAGCUAUUCCAGGAGACAAUAGGUGAACCCUUGGAUGCUGAUCCUGAUUUAUGUGGUAUUGCAAAAGCGCUCACAAAUGAAUGUGGAGGUUUACCGUAUAGUGUCGUAACUAUUGCGAAAGCGCUACAAAAUAAUAAGAGUAAGUAUGAAUGGACUAAUGCCCUUCAGCAACUAAAAGCGCAUGAAAUUCCUCCCCAAUCUUAUUAUUCUAGUAUAAAACUCUGUUAUGAACGACUGGAGAAUGAUGAACUCAAGUCAUGCUUUUUACUAUGUUGUUUAUUUCCACAAGGUUACGAUAUUCCAAUUGAUUAUUUGGUUAGAUAUGCAUGGGGACAAGGAAUAAUUUCUGACAGUUUUGAUUCAGUGGAGGCAGCAAGAAUGCGAGUACAUUCUUUGGUUGUCAAACUAAAAAGGAGGUUUUUGCUGCUAGAUAGCAGCAAGGAAGGCUGUACCAAAAUGCAUGGCGUAGUUCAUGGCGUUGCCAUAUCAAUUGCUUCCCAAGAUAUGGAUGUUUUUAUGGUACAAGAUCAAGCUGGAUAUAGAAGUUGGCAAAUAAAUCCUCCAUGCAAACAGUACACAACAGUUUCACUGAAUAAUGUUCAUAUUGACGACCGCAUUGUGACAGGUUUGGGGUAUCAAGAACUUAAACUUCUACAACUAAAAAAUGGCGAAAUUUCAGAAUCUGCCCUGGAAAGCAUGUUGAAAGGGAUGAAGCUCCGGGUUUUAUCUUUCAUACAUACAGGUUCAACAUCAAUUAAAGUGCUGCCAAGACACCUUCGGACCUUGUCUCUAGAUGAUUGUACACUGGGAGACAUAUCUGGUGUUGGGAAAUUGGAGAAUCUCGAGAUCCUCAGUUUUGCGCGUUCCAACAUCAAAGAGUUACCGAGAGAAGUUGCAGAUCUUCAACAAUUAAGGUUGUUAGAUACGACAGAUUGUUCUUAUCUGAAGAAAAUUCCUCAUGGUAUCCUAUCCACAUUAAGUAAACUAGAAGAGCUGUACAUGACACGCAGCUUUAAUAAAUGGGAGCCUGCAGAGGAAGUCGAUCAAAGCAAAGAAGGUGAGAUCCGGAUGGCAAGCCUAGCUGAGGUGAUGUCUCUACCCUCUAAAAAUUUGACAGUUUUAGCCAUAGAUAUACCGGAUUUCAAGUUGUUGCCAGAAGUUGAAGUGCUCUUGGAAAAGGAAACAACAAGAUUUCAUAUAUCUAUAUGCAAGGCUAAUACUUUUCCUAUGCCACAACCCCUGGAUUACGGAUUUAAAAAUACUGUUAAGCUUGCUGGUGAUGCAAAGGAGUUCAUGCAAAAUGGAGAUGUUAGAUUUCUGUUGAGGUACUCUAGAGCUUUGUACUUCAGAGAAACUAAAAAUCUGAACUGUGUCCUCAAUGACCAACAAGAAACUUGGUACAACUCCAGUCCUUAG
This is a messenger RNA of Prunus mume (Japanese apricot), 2238 nucleotides long. The record is from RefSeq and is a predicted model, not a curated record. NCBI's taxonomy places the organism in Eukaryota, Viridiplantae, Streptophyta, Magnoliopsida, Rosales, Rosaceae.